UGUGAUUGAGCAGCAGUAGUUUGAUGUAAUGGAGGGGUUGGGCGAGUCAGUCCGCCUACAUGGGCUUUGUGUUGAUGUUCAGGCAGUGCAACAGCGCUGACAGUCCGCGAAAGCAACACUAAAACAGCAUUCCCAACACCCAUCCACCAUAACGAGAGGAAGAGAAGGAGAGAAACAGGAGGGACAGUGUUUUGGGCGAUUUGACUGUAAGGGAGUGGAGCUGGACUGAAUCAUGGCCACUUCUACGUCUUGCACAGGCGCCACACUGCUGCAGCCAAUUAGUAAGAUUAUUGAUCUGCCACUGGACCAGGUGAACUUUGUGGUGUGCCAGCUGUUCGCCCUGGUCACGGCUUUCUGGUUCAGACUCUACCUGCACCCUAGUAAGACAAGUCCCUUCAUCCGCCAUGUAGUUGCCACCCUGCUGGGCUUCUAUUUGGCCCUCUUCUGCUUUGGCUGGUAUGCCUUACAUUUUCUGGUACAGAGCGGUCUUGCUUACGGUGUUAUGAUCUUCACAGGAGUGGAACACAUGCACAAAUACUGCUUUGUGGUUACGCUGGGAUAUCUCAGUUUCUGCCAGGUCACCAGAAUCUUUGUAUUUGACUAUGGCAUGUACUCAGCUGACUUCACUGGGCCCAUGAUGGUCAUCACACAGAAGAUCACAAGUCUGGCGUUUGAGAUUCAUGAUGGCUUGAUGAAGAGGGAGGAGCACCUAAAGCCCAAUCAGAAGUAUCUUGCUGUCAGGAAGAUGCCCAGUCUGCUGGAGUAUCUGAGUUAUAACUGUAACUUUAUGGGGAUCCUGGCCGGCCCAACCUGCUCCUAUAAUGAUUACAUAGCCUUUAUAGAAGGCCAUUGCUACGAGCCCAAGCACCUGGAGUCAAACGGCAAAGUGAAUGGGAAAUUCAAGCAGAAUGACCCUUCACCUAAGCGGGACGUGAUCCAGAAACUGUGCACCUGUGUUCUGUCCCUGAUGGUUUAUUUGGUGAUCUACACCGCCUGCCCUACAGAUCGUGUCAUCGAUGACACCUUCAUGGCCUCUAACCCCUUCUACGUCCAGGUCUUGUACCUCUACAUCUCCAUGUUGGCUUUGCGCCCCAAGUACUACUUUGUAUGGACGUUAGCCGAUGCCAUCAACAAUGCAGCUGGCUUUGGAUUUAAUGGAUAUAACACAGAUGGCACCCCAAGAUGGGACAGAAUAUCAAAUUUAAGAAUACUUCACAUUGAGUUUGCCACCAGCUUCAAGAUGUUCUUGGAUAACUGGAACAUUCAGACAGCCCUUUGGUUAAAAAGGGUGUGUUAUGAGCGCUGCCCGUACAAUCCCACCGUGGCCACAUUCCUCCUCUCAGCCAUCUGGCAUGGACUUUACCCGGGGUAUUACCUGACCUUUGUCACGGGCAUUGCUGUAACAAUGGCUGCAAGGGCAGUAAGACACAAUGUGAGGCAACACUUCCUGGGCUCAGACACACUCAAGCUCAUCUAUGACGUGAUCACGUGGUUCAGCACGCAGAUCGCCAUUUGUUACACUGUUGUGCCAUUUGUACUGCUGGCAGUAGGGCCUUCACUAAAGUUUUAUAGCUCAUGGUACUGCUGUAUUCACCUGAUCUGCGUGUUGCUGGCGCUGGUUUUACCUGUGAAGUCCAGACGCAGGAAACAACAGGAAGAGGCGAUCAGCAUUCAGGCCAGUGAACAGAACUGCCUCUCCUCUCCUGACAACAACUGCAACCAGAAGCAGAAAGCCACAUGAGGGCAGGACUGGGCUGCCUUGUGAGGAACUCUGAUACCAACACUGAGAGACACAGAGCGGCCAUUACCUCCCUCACAUCCAAACGACACUGACAGUGACAUUAACAAGGCAUAAACUCCAGCAACAAUACAGAGAAAAGAGACCGUUUCCCCAUAGUUGCCCUGUUGGAGUUGGUCUCGUUUUGGUUUUAAAUAGGAAAUCUUCAUAGGAUUUGGAUGAAAAUGGGGUGAUUAAUUAUAGAAUAUGGUAUAUAAUUGACUUAAGUGUCAGUUAAUCUGAAGUUGCCUUAAACCCUUCGUAUAUUUAGCUCCAGAAGCCUCGUAUGGGGAUCGUGUUACAUAGGAACGGACCAGUCGUUGUUGGCUUAUAGCUUCACUACAUUAGUGCAGGAAGUCUAGCACUGGAAUCAGCUUCCACGGUACCUAGAGGGUUUCUGCCAUUGUCGGUUAAACAAAGUAACCUCCGUGCUGUUUUAGUUCUUCGCAAAGGAAAUGUGUGCGGUAAAGGAAAAAAAAGAGUCCAGUCGUGUGUUGCCAAACUUGCAGGCCUUAAGUUCCUAUAUCUUGCCAUUGUUUUAUCUUUAUUCCUUCUCUUUGGUUUUCUAGUAGGUUCAUAUCUGCUGCUUUUUGGGAACAAGGGUCAAACUUAAGGGAGUGUCUUCAUUUCAUGUCAGUGAUUUUUGUUUAUUUCAUUUUUUAUUAAGGGCUUUUGGUUGCGUUUAAGGGUUGUAUCAAUGCUGUUUUUUAAUGGGUGAUAGGUUUCCUCAGGGCACACAGGUCUCGUUUUAAUCCAUGACAAAUGACCAGAUGUUUCUCUACCAUCUAUGUUUCUACAGCAACAUUCAAUAUCUCAGCAUGUUUGUGUUUUUUUAUGUUGCAGACAUGUAUGGUAAGUGCAAUAACCUGUAUCUUUACAAUGGGUGCAUGUUAAAGGGUUAGUUCACCCAAACAUGAAAAUCAUUAUCAACUCAAAUUGUUCCAAACCUAUAUGAAUUUCUUUCUUCUGCUGAACACAAAAGAAGUAGCUUUGAAGAAUAUGGCUAACCAAUCAGGACCCCAUUAAUUUCUAUAGUAUAGAGAGGAAAAUUGGGGUCCAUCAACCGUUUGGUUACCCAUAUUUUUCAAAAUAUCUUGAUACAAUUUUCAUUUUUGGGUGAACUUUCCCUUUGAGCUACAGGAUCACAUUAUUUUUGCAAACAGUGCUAAUGUUCUUGUCACAUCAACUACAGUAAGAGUUUUCUAGUGGUUCAGUAUUGAAGUGCAGUACUCGUAUACUGGACAUGCAGUUUCAACUAUUCAAAAUCUAUCUUUUCUUUUUUCUCGAUGAAUCCAUCUGUCUUCUUGGGCCCUAAAGAAACCUGUACACUUUUUGAUAUCAUAUAAGGAUAUCUCUUGAACUUUGACCCCCUAAAAGGUAUCGGAGAACUCUUUGGAUCCAAGUGUCUGGAAAAUCAGACUUUUUCAUAUUUCACCCAAAAUCUACUUUUGGAUAAUUAUGUUGUUGUGUUUAUUUUCUACCAACGGUUUUAGCCCUUGGUCAGAGCGACUCUACAUGUUUGUUUGUUUUUUAUUUGGUAAUGAAGGGCUGAAGGGACUAAAGCGUUUACCAAAGUGAGUGUCACUGUAUUCAUGUUAACUAAGCCAGUUCAGUAAGAAACGGUUAUUCUUGGGCGUGAAGUCGGCCAGCCUCCAUUUGGAGAAAACGCUCUGAACCAGCCCCCUGUGGUUUCCUAAGCACACUUCUCUACAGUCUUAUUGUAUUUAGACCCCAGACAUGUAAAACCGUGAUGCAUUACAGCCCUGUACCAACAGUUUUAGCAACUGCAAAUCGGAAGAUUAAUAAAUCUGCUGGAAUGGCUGCUGGUAACAGUUCACAUUUAUUUGUAUAGCGCUUUUCAUAAUACAUAUCAUUUUAAAGCAGAAAAAUGCAUGACUGGUAUAUACUGUACAAUUUGUCCUUGUGCCCUUUUUCUUAAAGCGAAAAGACUUUUUUUUCUUUGUUUUAACUGACGUUCCCUCAGUAACCAGCGUACUAACUAGCACCUCAAUGCAAAACUUGCUUCAAAUGUCCAAAGUGCCAAAUCACAUGAGGUGCACAAAAAAUCACUUUAUUUGUACGGGUUUACAACAGGGUGAGAGGUUUGUACAAAAAAAAAAAAGUGAUUUAUUUGGUCUUAAACUGACAUUAUUUUUACCUACUGAGAUUUUGGGAGGAUUUAUUUUUCACUCUCUCCCUAUUUGCACUUUUGGUAGGAAAAAGUCGGGGUUGUGCUAAAGUAGAAAAACUGCCGAAGCAAUGCAAGAAACCUCAGUGCUACUCAACAGUCAGAGUAUGUGCUUAAUAGAUGUUAAAUGGCUGAAUUUGAAUUUGCCCUAAAAGUUACGUUCAUUGUAGCAACAAAGGAAAAUCAGGAUGGUGUUCCAGUGUUAUAGGCUUAUUUUGUAAACAUGCUCCAUCCAUACCAUGAUGUUAAAUGUGCGUUCAUUGCUGUAUACGAGUAAACAUUGUCCCUUUGUUCAGAUAUUGUUCAUCUAAAUACAGAUAAUCAACAUCUUGAUUUUGUUAAGGCCCUAGUAAUAGUGAAGGUUCAAAUUUAGUUUCAGUCAUUUUCGUACCGUUUGUAACUACUGAUUUUGCAAAGAAUGACCCAAAGCUGUGUGAAACUGUAAACUACUGUAAUGCUUUCUAAAACAGUGAAUUGGUUGUCCACCAGUCACCUCAGUUAUGUUGUUUGUCAUUGUCUUGUUAGUUUCUAGUGGUCAUUAAAAAAUGAGUGAAUGUGGCCCUUAGUGAACAUGCAAACCGAAAGAUAUUGCAGAAUUAACUUUUCCAUUGUAAUUCCUACUGACUGGUUGUGAUGUUGCAUAACCUGACAGUGUACAGGAAAACUAAGGAUGUUAAUGGAAUGUUAUGGAGAAGUUUGUGGAGAGAUAAAGGAAAGGUAAUACCUAAUAUAUGUAUUUUACCAAUAUACACUAUAAAACAAGUUUUAGAGAAUUGUCCUGAGGGGAAAAAGUCUCCUUUUAUUUCUGUAAUAAUCAUGAAUUGGGAUGUGAUACCCAGUAUUUGAUUUGUUUGAUGAAAUGAGUGCUCUAAGUUGUACCAAGCAAAACGAUUUUUCCUUUAAAUAGAGGACUUGACAUGCAAAAUUAAUUCCAGUACCAUGAUGACAGACACAAAACAAAUAAAACAUAUUUUCCUUCUCGGUA
Messenger RNA from Pimephales promelas (fathead minnow), 4950 nucleotides. RefSeq names its product membrane bound O-acyltransferase domain containing 2a (gene mboat2a). Gene Ontology annotation, biological process: lipid modification. Gene Ontology annotation, molecular function: acyltransferase activity. The record is from RefSeq and is a predicted model, not a curated record. Gene Ontology annotation, cellular component: membrane. Lineage: Eukaryota; Metazoa; Chordata; Actinopteri; Cypriniformes; Leuciscidae.